CAAUUUGGAAUCCGAUUUAGAUCUCGAAUUUGGAAGUGAUUGGAUUUCAGCGGUUGACAAAUUCUCCCGACAACAUAGGAGUAAUAGAGGAGGAGGCGAAGCCGAGUCAGAGUGGAUCCAUAGAUCCGCCUCAAAUCGCCAUCGUCGGACCACGGCGGCGGACGGGAGAGAAUCCAACGCUCAUCUUCGGAGCCAGAGCUAUACGCAGUGACAAGAAAGUUUGUUUUGUUCCACUCCAAAAGCUUGCUAAACCUGACAGCAAUUCGCCAAUUUUGGUGCGGGUUUCCAGACUUUGGGAUGCGACGAUGCGUACAUCGUGAAGAACAAUAUAGAGCUUCUUAGUACUGAUAUGGUUUUGAUAGAUGAGGAGGGUUCCUAUAUCCAUGCGCAUCAAAGGCAAUUUAUCCCAUUUGUUUCGCAACACGAUUGCUGAAGGCGGAAUAUAUUCUAUUAACAAUUUUGGGGUUGUUGAUAACAAAAACCGCUUUCGUGUUGUUGGAGACAACAAAAUCAUGAUUCAGAUGAAUGCUACCUCAGUUGUUAAACCAGCACCUGCCCAGCCAUGACUACGUAUUUUCAUAAUGAGAAUAAGUCAUUUAUCUUUCGGGAAUUACCAUUGAACUUAUACCCUUCUUCACUAUUGUGUUUAUUACUAUGUUCAUUCACGUCAUGCAGUUAUUCAUAUUUGAGUACUAUGCGGUUGUGUUCAAAUAGCGAAACUCUCACACACUAUGUUUAAAUAACUGCCUCUGUUAAGACCAUUCCUCAAUGAGCUUUAAUUUAUCUUUUAGACGAAUAAAUAUGAAACCCUUAACAACAGACGCUCCAUCAUUGACAGCCUUAUGAAGGUACAAUCAGUAUGAUGUGCAACACCUCUAGCCAAAAUUGUUUUCCCUUUUCCUGGAGGUCCAUAUAGCAACACUUCCUGUUUUUUAAUUAUAAGAAAAUAUUAUAGGUUGACCAUCGGAACAAUGAACAUAUAACAUGGGAUUCAUGGCAAGCCAGGGUAGGACAUCACAGACCUUUUGCUGAGCAAUCCAAAGAAUCUCAAACAAUUCAGGAUGUUUAAUGGGGAGCUCACUGACCUGCCUUUUUGAACAAAAUAGAGAGUCAUUGUGAAAGUAAAACAGAGCAAAGAGUGUCGUUUGGUGACUGGUAAUGAAAACCUGUAAACUUACAAAAUUAACACACACCUAAACAAAAUGGAAAAGAUACUUCCUUAAUUUCUUUGAUUUGCUGAUCAAGGCCACCAAUCAUAUCAUAAGUACAGUCAGGAACGUUCUCAACCUUUGUAAGGUUGACUAAAGGAUACACUAAGCUUGGUAAAACUAACAGUCUUUUAACACUUCUUAUACUUAGUACUUGCGGUCGUGUAGAUGUGUACUUAAUGGAUUGUUGUUAAUAUUCUAUAAUCUUUAACAAUGCUCUAAGAUGUGAAAAGUGAUAAUGGAUUGUUGCCCACACACAGAUUUGAUGAAGACCUUUUAAGUCAAAUCUGCAGAACUUAUAAAUACAAUUUCAACAAUGGCUGAAUGUGAAUAUUCUAUAAUGACUAAAAGCCCCGUGAGAUGUAAAAACUCAUAAUGCAUUGUUGAUGAUGAUCCUUUUCGUAGAAUCUACUGAACUUAUAACUUCAUAGAAAAGCGGUCAUGCUUUUUUUUGUUAUAUGUUGAACCUAUUUGGAUGUUCAUCAUGUUUUUAAAAGCUUCUUAAUGGUUUAAUAACCAAAAAGACCAGAUUAACACCGGAUUGAUACUUAGUUCCUUCCCUUAAUUGCCAUUCUAUUUUCUUCAAGAGACGAAAACUUCUUUGAACUUCAUCUAACACUACCUUCGCUUCGUCUUCAUUACAGAUCUGAGUUCAAUUUUAAAAAAGGAAACUAUGUUUCAGCAUCAAUAGACAAUAACAGGAUUGCACAACUUUAAGAAUUCCAGGAGCUGAAAUGCCUAUUUUGUUGUAGGUCCUUAACGAUGUUGGCGAUUUUAGUGUUUACAUAUUACUUUUCCUUCUAGCAUUUGGGACAAUUAAAAACUAACUAUGAAUGUCAAUGCAUCCACUGAUCGGCUUCUAGAAAUGGGAGUAUGCAAAACACUUGAAUACUCUGCCACUUUUGGAAUGGAAUCAGUCCAUACGUUUAUACUACCUACCCUACUACAUUCGUAUACUACAACUUAGACAAUGCAAAUAGGAAUACUACUAUUAUAUUAAUAUGAUACUGCAACUCCAUAU
Messenger RNA from Cuscuta campestris, 2229 nucleotides. The record is from the annotation of a GenBank genome assembly. Lineage: Eukaryota; Viridiplantae; Streptophyta; Magnoliopsida; Solanales; Convolvulaceae.